AUGACUGAGGCUCACCGUUAUGUCCGCAGCGUUGCCCCGACGCUAAUCCUGGUGCCGGAUGCCCUGAUCAAUACGUGGAUUACAGAGGUGGAGAAGCAUUUCGGCGACUCUUUGACGCUAAUCAUCUUCUUCGAUUCCAACACUGGAGACCGGCGCCGCAAGCUGGUGGAGCUCCAGAAACCCCUCGAUAAGCUCGACCUCACCGUCCGUCCACCGACCACAACUGAGACUGUACUGUCACCGGGUGGCUUGGCCAGACAGCAGACAGCUUUAGUCGGGUUCCGUGACCCCAGUUUUCCGCUAGAGACGGCAGGCUAA
Molecule: messenger RNA, 318 nt
Organism: Penicillium arizonense
Lineage: Eukaryota; Fungi; Ascomycota; Eurotiomycetes; Eurotiales; Aspergillaceae
Exons: 2
Coding region: 1-318 (105 amino acids)
Source: RefSeq, a predicted model, not a curated record